AUGAAUGCUAUUAGUACGAUAUUUCUUCUUAUCGUAUUAUCUAUUUGUGAUGGAAAAUCAAUAUUAAAACGAAAAUGCGCAAAAGAUACAAUAGAUUUUGCAACGAAAGUAGAAAAUUCAUCGAUUGUCGUUUAUGGUAAAGCAACUGGAAAAGCCUUAGAAGAUGAAAGUGGAUCAACAUUUCGUGUUUCAUUUCGAGUUGAUUGUAUUUUGAAAGGACCAGCUGUACCAAGCUUGAUUAAUAUUACACAAGCUGGCCAAGUCGAAGGUAAAACAUAUUGUCAAAUUUUUCCUCUUGGCAAGGGCAAAGCAAUUGCUUUUCUUGAACCUGAUUCAUUAAAUGAUUCAAUAACAUUUAUUCCAUCUGAUUUUGUUGACAUACUUAUUGAAGAUGAUUCAUCAAAUGAAGUAUUAGCUGAUACAUGUAAUCUUCAACAAUUGGUACCGCUUGAUUCAUCAUUAUCAAUUACUAAUGUAUGUCCGUCUGUUUCAACUCAUUUUCAAUGUAUUCAGACAACAAUUAAAACUCAUAUGAAUUUAACGGAUAUUGCUUCAGGCUUAUCACCAACAGUUAUUCCAGAUGGAUCACAACAUGAAAUCGAUACUAUUCAAAGUAAAUCUGGUUCUAUUCAAGUUCUUGUUGAUAAACGUAAUGGAGUUAAUUCGAUAAAUAUUAGUAUACUUCUUAUCUUAAUGGCUAUUUCUUGUGUUCAAUUGAAUUAA
Molecule: messenger RNA, 723 nt
Organism: Rotaria sp. Silwood1
Lineage: Eukaryota; Metazoa; Rotifera; Eurotatoria; Philodinida; Philodinidae
Source: the annotation of a GenBank genome assembly